Rattus rattus (black rat) is the source of this 607-nucleotide messenger RNA. RefSeq names its product complexin 4 (gene Cplx4). NCBI's taxonomy places the organism in Eukaryota, Metazoa, Chordata, Mammalia, Rodentia, Muridae. The transcript is spliced from 3 exons. Gene Ontology annotation, molecular function: syntaxin binding. Gene Ontology annotation, biological process: regulation of neurotransmitter secretion; neurotransmitter transport; synaptic vesicle exocytosis. Bases 125 to 607 code for a protein of 160 amino acids. The record is from RefSeq and is a predicted model, not a curated record. Gene Ontology annotation, cellular component: terminal bouton; SNARE complex.
CUGCGCAAAUCCUCCGCUCCCAAAUGCCUGGCUGUGGUUGAAAAUAUCUGAAGGUUUUGCUUUGGUUUCGUUGGGUUCUUUUGGGCGAUCUUUGACUGGGUUUUGGUUCUCCAAGGCUGAGACAAUGGCUUUCUUUGUGAAAAAUAUGAUAAGUAACCAGGUAAAGAAUUUAGGAUUUGGAGGUGGGUCUGAAGAAAAGAAAGAAGAAGGAGGCACCUCGGACCCCGCGGCGGCUAAAGGGAUGACUAGAGAGGAAUACGAGGAAUACCAGAAGCAGAUGAUUGAAGAGAAGAUGGAGAGAGAUGCUGCAUUUACUCAGAAAAAGGCUGAGAGGGCAUGCCUACGAGUCCACCUCAGAGACAAAUACAGGCUUCCGAAGAGUGAAAUGGACGAGACACAAAUCCAGCUGGCUGGGGACGAUGUGGAUUUGCCCGAGGAUCUCCGAAAGAUGGUAGACGAGGACCAGGAUGAGGAAGAGGAGAAGGAUUCUAUCCUGGGGCAGUUGCAGAACCUCCAGAACAUGGACUUGGAUACCAUUAAAGAGAAGGCACAAGCCACCUUCACAGAAAUCAAGCAGUCAGCCGAACAGAAGUGUUCUGUGAUGUGA